AUGUGUUUUCUUUUCAUCGUCGCUUUUUCUAUUGUCAUUUCAGGCACAUUAAGUGUUUCACCUGGUGAUCCAUUUCCAACUAAUUUUAACAAAACAUCUAGUUCGCCUGUCGUACCUGAUUCAAAAGAUAUUCACAAUACAACAACAGCAGUAUUUAUAUAUUCAUCCUCAUCAUUCAAACCAAAUUCAUCUGAUAAAUCUCUUCUGGAAAGUAAAUCAUUCGUAGUCAAUGUAACUCAUACAUUUAUUAAUAAAAAUGAAGAUAAUAAUACAUCAUUUACAUCAACUAUAAAAUCUGUACAAGAUACGUUUCCAAUCUAUAAAAAACAUCUUGUACAAAUUGCUCAAUCAAAAUAUACUGAUCCUAAAACUCAACAAACUCGUUAUUGGUAUCAUACAAUUGAUACACUCAUAGGUGCAGAUUGGACAUUCGAUCGUAUUUUAUGUCAAGCAUAUAUACGACAAAAACCUAAUACAAUUCCUAUACAUGCAUUUCAUUCAAAUACAAAAGAUAUUUGGACAAAUACAUUACAAAUAGAAUCAACACCUUUACCUAUUGGUAAUAAUCAAUGGAAAUAUGAUGGUAUACCAUUUUAUGCUUAUAAAACAUCGAUGAAUUCGACUCUAUUAAAACCAGUAUGGUUAUAUUGGAAUAGAAUAAAUUAUGGUACAGAAGAUGUUAGUCAACCACGUCGAUCAUAUUUUCUAAUGAGUGAUAUAGCAGAUGAUAAUCUACCAGAAUGGAAAUUAGAUCGUAUACUUUUUUAUGCUUUUCCACCUAAUAUCAAUGUAACUCAAUUAGAUAAAUGA
Molecule: messenger RNA, 810 nt
Organism: Adineta steineri
Lineage: Eukaryota; Metazoa; Rotifera; Eurotatoria; Adinetida; Adinetidae
Source: the annotation of a GenBank genome assembly